AUGGUAGAUCAAGCCAAAAAUUUGGACGAUUACAUAUCCUCUAGUGACAAAAUGUUUCAUGGCCUAUUAAAUCAUGAAAAGAUGCUUGAGAACCACAUCGUUCAACUAGCUAACCCCUUGAAAUAUUGUGCUAGCCCAUCUUCUUUACCCUCACAAGAAAUUGAUCCUAAGGAACCGGUUUGUUCUAUCACCACUAGGAGUGGUAAAUUCCUUGAAGAGAGUGUUCCUAGGAAGAGUAAGGAGGGUGAAGAGGGGAGUGAUUCGAGCAAAGAGAAUAAGCAUGAAGAGUCUAGCAAGAUGAGUAAGAAAUCUAAUAAAGAGCAAAAGGAGAAGGAGAAGAAGAAAGAUGAGGUUUAUAAGCCCAAACUUCCAUACCCCCAAAAGUUCAAUAGGUACAAAUUGGAUGAGCAAUUUGGACAAUGCUUUAAGGAAAUUGAGGGAGUUGUUGUUCAUGAAGGUAGUGGAGGAGAUUAUCUGGUUCCUCUUGGGACUUGGAUGUUUGAGGGAGAUGGUGAUCAAGAGUGUUCCUCUAUUAAGGACUCUAUGAUUGAUUUUCAUGCCCACAUUGGCAAUGUGAGACCUUGUGUUGAGGGAGUAGCUACCCCUUUGCCUAUUUCUCAUACCCCUUUCUCUUAA
Molecule: messenger RNA, 636 nt
Organism: Chenopodium quinoa (quinoa)
Lineage: Eukaryota; Viridiplantae; Streptophyta; Magnoliopsida; Caryophyllales; Amaranthaceae
Exons: 2
Coding region: 1-636 (211 amino acids)
Source: RefSeq, a predicted model, not a curated record